This is a messenger RNA of Diaporthe amygdali, 282 nucleotides long. RefSeq lists its product as uncharacterized. NCBI's taxonomy places the organism in Eukaryota, Fungi, Ascomycota, Sordariomycetes, Diaporthales, Diaporthaceae. The transcript has 2 exons. The record is from RefSeq and is a predicted model, not a curated record. Bases 1 to 282 code for a protein of 93 amino acids.
AUGUCUCCCAUCGUCGCCCGCGCCGCCAUCCGUGCCUCCACCCAGGCCCAGGCAACCAGGCAAUUCUCCGUGAUGCGCACAAUGCGCAACAUGGCACGGUCCUUUGAGCCUCACCCCUUCCAGCGCCUGCCCAUCAACAGCUCAACACAGGGUGCCAGCUGGGGAAAGCAGGUCAAGCGGGUCGGAUCCCAGGCUGUCAUUUACACCACUGGCUUCGGUAUCAUCCUGGGCUGGCCAUACGCCGCCGCUCAGGUUCUGGACGGCCGUAUCGGCGCCCUUUAG